AUGCCCAUCGCUCGCAGGGACCAUAGUUCUCUCCAGUUUCCCUGCGGUUACUUACACUGCGCACGUCAUUUCAAGUCUCAGGGAGGGCGCAAAAAACACUGGAACACCUCACACUCAAUAUUCGGACCAGCUCCUGCUACCACCAGCGUCUCACACACUGCUACCACCAGCGUCUCGCACACCACUACAGUUGAAGAGCAGCCUGAAGUACUGGAUGGCCACUUCUCAGCAGGUCAUGACAACAUCUCUGCAGGCGGUGACAAUUUUCCUGCGGGUACAUCUGACCCAAGUCAGGCACUUAAUGAGCCUGACAUUCCAGAUAAUUUGAACGCAGAAUUUUUUGGGCCGGGUGAUAGAUUAUACCGCAACUAUCACCCAAAACUAAAUGCUCGUCCUUGCGACGUGACAGGACGAUUCCUUGCAGAUGGAGCGCCCCCGACACCACCUCCAAUCAAGUCACCCGAUGACUGGGCUCCAUAUCGAAAUCGUGUCGAGUUCAAGACUGCAGAAUUUCUGUACACACGCAACCAAAUGUCUGCCGGAGACAUCAAUAUCUUAUUGGAUCUUUGGGCUGCAACCCUCCUCAAAUACAACGACAAACCUCCGUUUGCGGACCACCGUGAUUUGUAUAAAACUAUUGACGCUACGCCAGUGGGUGAUGUCAAAUGGCAAUCCCUCAAGGUCCAGUACACUGGGGAGAAGCCCAAAACCAAUGUACUACCCUGGAUGGACCAAUCUCACGAUGUCUGGUACCGAGACCCCCAUGAGGUUAUUCAGAACAUGUUGGGGAAUCCGGACUACGCUACAGAGAUGGAUUAUCGGCCCUACCGUGAGUAUUUGACUGAUGGCGAUGAACGCCAAUGGCAGGACUUCAUGUCUGGUGACUGGGCAUGGAACCAAGCGGAAACUAUUUCUGAAGAUCCGGAUACACUCGGCUCAACGUUUGUGCCGGUUAUACUCGGAAGCAACAAGACAACAGUCUCAGUGGCGACUGGUGCCAACGAUUACUAUCCCUUGUAUGUAUCAAUCGGGAACGUUCGUAAUAAUGUCCGACGUGCACAUUGUGAUGCCGUUGCCAUUAUUGGCUUCCUCGCUAUGCCAAAAACUACAGAGGAGCACGCAAAAGACUCAAAAUUUCGGAAAUUCCGUCGGCAACUGUUUCAUUCGUCUGUCGCCAAGAUUCUCGAGAACUUAAGGCCUGGUAUGACCACACCAGAGGUUGUACGCUUCGGUGACGGCCACUAUCGGCGUGUAAUUUAUGGCCUUGGACCAUACAUUGCAGAUUACGAGGAGCAGGUUCUACUAGCAUGCAUAGUGCGCAAUUGGUGUCCGAGGUAUGUUCCUAAAUUAUCUCCAACAUCCCUCUACCUUAAUGCUACUAGGUGUAUGUCACAUCCUGACAGUUUAGACACGAAGUCACUGUGUCGUCGACGUGACCAUACAGAAGCGUUAGUUGAAGAGGCAACCUAUGGUGCUUUGUGGAUGGAGUAUGGGAUUGUUGGUGACCUUGUUCCGUUCACAAACGAUUUUCCACGCGGCGAUAUUCACGAACUUAUCGCGCCGGAUAUCCUGCAUCAACUGAUUAAGGGAACCUUCAAGGAUCACCUAGUCAAGUGGGUUGGACAGUAUCUGCAACAUGUCCAUGGUACGAAAGAAGCGGAGAGAAUUCAAGCUGAUAUAGAUCGAAGAAUUGCUGCGGUUGCUUCAUUUGCAGGUCUCCGACGAUUUCCAGAAGGUCGGGGAUUCAAACAAUGGACAGGCGAUGAUUCAAAAGCCCUCAUGAAGGUCUAUUUACCUGCCAUCGAAGGUCACGUCCCAACAGAUGUGGUGCGCAUGUUUCGCGCAUUUCUCGAAUUUUGCUAUCUCGUACGGCGCAACAUCAUUACAGAAUCUACUUUAGGUCAAAUUCAGGAGGCUCUUGACCGAUUCCAUCAUUACAGGGAGAUAUUUGAAUCUACGGGUGUUGUCUUCACGUUCUCUCUCCCUCGGCAACACUCUUGUUCCCACUAUGUCCUCCUUAUCCAACUUUUUGGUGCGCCCAAUGGCCUUUGCUCCUCGAUCACCGAGACGAAACACAUCAAAGCUGUCAAGGAGCCAUGGAGGCGCUCGAGUCGCUACAAAGCCCUUGGUCAGAUGCUGGUGACAAACCAGCGCCUCGAUAAGCUCGCAGCAGCACGCAUUGAUUUCAAGAACCGCGGAAUGUUAAACGGCACCUGUCUGUCUGCCACACUCAAGGCAUUAACCAACCCAACGAGAAUAGCGCCACGGUGCCAGUACUCUUCAACGCUGAUGUUACUAUACAGGGUGAUAACGAAGAGGGCGAAAUUGACACAGUUGGCAAAGACCCCUCAACGCAAACGCGCACACACUAUACCCGAGCUAUCCACGGAACUCUCUAUCCCCAAUCUCUACAAUGUCCUCCGCCGCUUCCUAUUCGAACAAGUGUACCCAGACGACCAGCACCCUCCCUCUGAAAUCCCGCUUUCGAGAUGUCCUCGAUUUGAUGGGAACAUCCAAGUCUUUAAUUCUGCAUCUUCGACAUUCUAUGCGCCCAGCGACCGCAGUGGAAUUGGCGGUAUGCGCCGUGAGCAUAUUCGUGCCUGUCCUAUUUGGAGAAACGAGGCGCCCCGGUAUGACUGUGUGUUUGUUAACACAGAUGCAAGUGUUGAAGGGAUGGUGGGCAUGGAUAUAGCGCGCGUAAUGUGUUUUUUUUCUUUCACAUUCAAUGCAGUUUCGUAUCCAUGUGCCGUUGUGCGCUGGUUUGACAAAGCCAGCGACGGACCCGACCAGGACACUGGGAUGUGGAUUGUGACACCUUCGUUUGAUACUGACCAUUCUUUUUCUGUUGGAAUCAUCCAUAUUGAUUCUAUUUACCGUGCCGCACACCUCAUUCCAGUCUAUGGAGCACAGAUCAUUUCACGCGACAUCAAGCACCAUGACUCAUAUGAUGCUUUUCGAGCAUUCUAUCUGAACAAGUUCGCAGACCAUCAUGCUUUUGAGGUCGCAUCCUAG
Molecule: messenger RNA, 3012 nt
Organism: Suillus bovinus
Lineage: Eukaryota; Fungi; Basidiomycota; Agaricomycetes; Boletales; Suillaceae
Exons: 9
Coding region: 1-3012 (1003 amino acids)
Source: RefSeq, a predicted model, not a curated record